GAAAGCCAUUAACCAACUGAAUUUUAUUUGCCGCCAUUUCCAACAGAAAGAAGAGUUUAUUAUUAACUAACUGAAUUUCAUCCCCCUUGAGAUUCCGUUCUGUAUAUUUUACAUAAGAAACCGCUCAUAUUUCGUCCACCUUCAGAGAUUCCAAAUUUAUUACAGUAGAAGAAAAGCUCAAGAACCAACAAGUUUUAUUCUUUGGCUUAUAAUCCAUGGCGGACAUUCAGAGGUGCAGGGUCUUCGUUGUCGCCGUUCUGUUCAUCCUCUACGUGUUGAUCUUCUUCAUUCGUCUGAGAAUGGUAAUCAGAAACGGAAGAACUAUCGACACAGACGAAAUGGUGAUCAGAAAAGGAAGAACUAUUGACACAGACGAAACUCAAUUUGAUCUUUUGUUUCUGCAAUCAUUACCAAUGGAGAAAACACAGUAUGAAGCUCCAGCUGAUGAACCACUGAAAUCUCUGAAUCAAAGUCGAUAUCAUCUCGUCUCUUUGGCAUCAGCAAAUCCACCAUCAGUUUCACCACCACCGCUCUCAACCACGGCCGAUGACACCACAUAUCCACCACCACCACCACCACCAUCAUCGCUGCCACUCUCUACCACGGCAAUGUCACCACCACCACCUCCGCCACUAUCACUGUCGCAGCGACAAAUCCAAGAACAGCAACUGACAGCCAUCUUAGAGGCAUUAAUUGGAGCAGGAGAUUUCGUGGGGUGGGCGAAUUUGUUAUCCUCAGCAGACUUAUCGUCUCUCCCUGUCGCUGCUACAUUCUUCAUCCCUGGAAAUGAUGCCAUGUCAAAUCAUCUUGGUGUACAAAACUUAGACCCGUUAUUAAUCCCUUAUCACAUAAUCCCACAACGCCUUACUUUCACCGAUCUCCUACAGUUCAAACCAAACACUCAUAUCCCAACUCUCUUGCCUUCCAAAUUCCUCAUCGUUACAAGCAAUUCGUUAUCCAAUUUCACCAUCGAUGGGUCUUUAAUCACUUACCCUGAUCUUUACGUAAAUCCUGCUUUCACAGUUCAUGGUGUUGAUAAAAUUCUUGAAUACACUGUUUACAGUACUGAUCCACCUAUUAACAACACUGUACCUGAUGUUGCUGCUCCUAGUCCACCAUCAAAGCCGAAAUCUGUGUUGCCAGCAGUUUUUCCUGCAGGAGGAGUAAGGGGUUUUGUUGAUAGUGCUGAUUCAAAUACUCCAUUGGCCAUUGAGAAGUUGAUGAUAUUUUCUGUUCUUUUGGGUGUUAGUAGUAGUAUCUUUUGGCUGUAGUAAGAACUUUACAUUACAUUGUGAGAUAAAGAGAAUAAAAUAAUGA
Messenger RNA from Capsicum annuum, 1317 nucleotides. Its product is annotated as COPII coat assembly protein sec16-like. NCBI's taxonomy places the organism in Eukaryota, Viridiplantae, Streptophyta, Magnoliopsida, Solanales, Solanaceae. Bases 216 to 1271 code for a protein of 351 amino acids. The transcript is spliced from 2 exons. The record is from RefSeq and is a predicted model, not a curated record.